Molecule: messenger RNA, 1535 nt
Organism: Pipistrellus kuhlii (Kuhl's pipistrelle)
Lineage: Eukaryota; Metazoa; Chordata; Mammalia; Chiroptera; Vespertilionidae
Gene: JAM3
Product: junctional adhesion molecule 3
Exons: 9
Coding region: 16-1017 (333 amino acids)
Biological process (GO): cell adhesion; angiogenesis
Molecular function (GO): protein homodimerization activity; protein heterodimerization activity
Source: RefSeq, a predicted model, not a curated record
CGGCGGGCUGGGCGCAUGCGCGCGCACGCGGGGGAAAGCCUGGCCGCGCCACACGCUCGCGACCCCUCGGCUUCUCCCGACGACAUGGCGCUGCGGCGGCGGCGGCGGGGGCUCCUGCUCUGCGCGCGGCUGCCCGACUUCUUCCUGAUGCUGCUCUUCAGGGGCUGCUUGAUAGGGGCCGUCAAUCUCAAAUCCAGCAACAGAUACCCAGUGGUACAGGAAUUUGAAAGUGUGGAGCUGUCUUGUAUCAUCACUGACUCACAGACAAGAGAGCCCAGGAUCGAAUGGAAGAAGAUUAAGGAUGCCCAGACCACAUACGUGUUUUUUAACAACAGAAUUCAGGGGGACUUGGCAGGCCGAGCGGAGCUGCUGGGGAAAACCUCUCUGCAGAUCUGGAACGCGACCAGGAGAGACUCUGCUCUCUAUCGCUGUGAGGUGGUUGCUCAAGACGACCCCAAAGAGAUGGACGAGAUUGUCAUCGACUUGACUGUGCAAGUGAAGCCAGUGCCUCCAGUGUGCACAGUACCAAAGGCGGUGCCCGUAGGCAAGAUGGCCACGCUGCACUGCCAGGAGAAGGAGGGCUUCCCCCAGCCCCACUACAGCUGGUACCGCAAUGAUGCACCCCUACCCAGGGACUCCCGCGCCAACCCCAGAUUUCAGAAUUCCUCUUUCCUCAUCGACUCCAAAACUGGCACUCUGGUGUUCAGCGCGGUUCGCAAGGAGGACUCCGGGCAGUACUACUGCAUGGCUUCCAACGACGUCGGCUCGGCCAAGUGCGAGGCCCAGGAAAUGGAAGUCUACGACCUGAACGUGGGCGGAAUCAUCGGGGGCGUCCUGGUGGUCCUGGCAGUGCUGGCCCUCACCACGGUGGGCAUCUGCUGUGCGUACCGACGCGGCUACUUCAUCCACAAGCAGGACGAGGAGAGUUUCAAGAAUCCAGGGAGGCCCGACGGAGUUAACUACAUCAGGACAGAUGAGGAGGGCGACUUCAGACACAAGUCGUCGUUUGUGAUCUGAAACCUGACAUGCGGCCCAGAGCACACGCAAUACCUCCACCAGGAACGUCCCCAGAGCAGCCGGAGGGCAGGGCACCCGACAGAGCUAGACACGCGUGCAAAAGCUUUUUGUUUUGGCCAAAGUUGACCGCUACUCCUUUCCUACUUCUUAACAAGCUGCAUGAAUAAAAGGAUUCUCCUCAAGAUGGGCUCAGGCAUCACAAGGAAAAGAACUGAGCGAGCUUCUCACCGAGGCUGGCUCCCAGCUCAGUCCGCCGGGUUCCCGGCCUGGGAAGCCAGUUCAUUUGCCACUUGCUGUUGGUCAGCCUGGGUGAUCGCCCUGCGAGGGGGAUGUGGGGGGACGAGGGAGCGGGGUGUGGCAGCGGGAAUCUGGCAGGAUGCCCUGCAGCUACGGUUUGAAUCGGUGCAUCCAGAAAAGAGGCUUUUUGACCAUGACCUCGCCUCAGUGGCCCCGACUGUCUGCACCAGCCUCAGUGUUGUCCUGUCCAUCUUGGGAAUCCUCUUGGAUCAGCACUUACA